AUGCACUGGCGGGGGAGUAUUUGGGCUAGUUUAGUAGGUUUUGUUCUCUUGGCCGGAUUGGUGGGAUUAAGUUGGUUGGAAAUGAAGUUGAGUUGGAACGAUUUUGGGCUGGGAGAGGUAGGGUAUGGGUUGUUGGGGGUGAGUUGGAUUGGUGUCUUGCUGGUGGGAGUGCCUUAUGGGUACCAAGCCUGGGGAUGCUCGGGAAGUUUGCCGGCCUUUGUGCUGGUGCGAAUUAGGUGGCAUUUAUUGGUCUUUGGUGUGGUAUUGGGUUGUCCAGGGGAGUUUGGACAGCGGGGAGUCUUGAUUGUGGCUGUGGGAAGUUGGGUGGUUUUGGGUGGAUGCAUUCAAGGAAUUAUUGGUGUGACGCGGGUGAGUUUGUUCCGGACUUUGAAUACGGGGCAUAAUUUGGAAGUGUUGCAGCUGGAGAAGUACUUGUUGUAUGGAACGGGUGAAAUAAGUAGGAUGGAGUUGGCUCGGGAAAUUGGACUGGAGAGGUUCUAUGCCCGGGGGAUGCCUAAGCCUUUGCCGCUGGCUAGUUUGUUCCGGAAAUGGUGCCGUACGGAGCAAACAACUGGAAGUGUUUAUACGGAGUACGGGUACGACCUAGGAGAAAGUAUGCGGAUUCCUAAUCGACCGCGUUUAACUCCGGAUCAGGAUGCUGAGGAGGUUGAAGGGGCUAUUUCGGUGGCCUCUUUGUUGGGGGAGUUUGACGACCGGGAUGCAAAUGCUUUGUUUGCGCUGAUUUCCUACGGGGAAAGGAGUCGGAUUAGGUACUCGACCUUUAUGGAGACUUUCCGGCAAAUUUCCUUGGAGCGCACCAAUCUGUACUAUGCCAUUAAGGACUGUAAACGGUUGCUGCGGCACUUUAAGCGGUUUUUGGCGGUGUUUGAAGUUGUGCUGGUCUUUUGGGUCUUCAGUAUUGCUUUAGGCAUGCGGAACUUGUUCUUGCAUACGUUUGUUUCCUUUGUGCUGGUGCAUGCAGUUGUGCCUGGAAGUGUGAGUUUCUUGGAGAGUUUUGUCUUUCUCUUGGUGUCGCAUCCCUAUGAUAAUGGAGAUCGAGUCCUGGUGCAAGGCGUGAAUAUGCUGGUGAAGAAGGUCGGACUGUUCUCUACGUGUUUCUGUACGUGGUCGGGUGAGUACAUAGUGAUUCAGAACAAUGUAGUAAGUAAGUGCCCGAUUGUGAAUGUACGCCGGUCGAUUUCCCAGUACUGGGCCAUUGAAAUCCCAGUGAGUUUUGAGUGCGAUAAUGAAGCUAUUCUCAACCUGAAAAAACGGUUGCAGUGGUAUGUACAGGAAGAGAAAAUGCUAACUGGGCUGAUUUUUGCGCCAACUUCAAUUGAUGCAGGCAACUGUGUGCGCAUUCGAUUGCUAGUCCGGAAGAACUCUAACUUUCAAAAUGGCUUCUUUACUCUCACUAACUUUACUAAAUGUCUGGCCUGUAUCAUUCGCAUAGUUACAGAAGAAGGUCUUUACUACAAGCCGCCUAUUGCCCGUACUCGAGUACCCGACCAGUUCCUUGAUGAAAUCUACCACAGUAACCAAGCUCUUUUCAAUGAACUAGCAGCCAAGUCAUAA
Molecule: messenger RNA, 1575 nt
Organism: Nematocida homosporus
Lineage: Eukaryota; Fungi; Microsporidia
Exons: 1
Coding region: 1-1575 (524 amino acids)
Biological process (GO): transmembrane transport; monoatomic anion transport
Cellular component (GO): plasma membrane
Molecular function (GO): mechanosensitive monoatomic ion channel activity
Source: RefSeq, a predicted model, not a curated record